AUGUGGAUAUCUGCUGAGAUACCAAGUCAAUUAUGUGAGCCAGAGUAUUACAAAGCCAUUGAAGAAUUCAUGAUGCAUGGUCCAUGUGGUUCAACUAGGAAAAAUUCACCUUGCAUGGUCAAUGGUGAGUGUUCAAAAUUAUUCUCCAAAAAAUUUGUGCAAAAUUCUAUUUUGGAUCAGGAUGGUUAUCCGAUUUACCAUAGGAGGGAUAAUGGUCGCACGAUCAAGAAAAAUGGAAUUAACCUAGAUAGUAGAUAUAUGGUUCCAUACAACAUAUACUUAUUAUUGAAGUAUAGGGCUCAUAUUAAUGUGGAAUGGUGUAAUCAAUCUAGAUCAAUCAAGUACCUAUUUAAGUAUGUCAACAAGGACAACGACCGUGUAACUGUAGAGUUUUACAAUAGCGCUCUUGAAGAAUCUACUGGAAAGGUGAUUGAUGAAAUCAAGAUGUAUUACGAUUGUAGGUAUACCUCACCUUGUGAGGCCGCUUGGAGGAUAUUUGCAUUUGAUAUGAUAUAG
Ipomoea triloba (trilobed morning glory) is the source of this 516-nucleotide messenger RNA. RefSeq lists its product as uncharacterized. The transcript has a single exon. The record is from RefSeq and is a predicted model, not a curated record. NCBI's taxonomy places the organism in Eukaryota, Viridiplantae, Streptophyta, Magnoliopsida, Solanales, Convolvulaceae. Bases 1 to 516 code for a protein of 171 amino acids.